Molecule: messenger RNA, 3189 nt
Organism: Letharia columbiana
Lineage: Eukaryota; Fungi; Ascomycota; Lecanoromycetes; Lecanorales; Parmeliaceae
Exons: 5
Coding region: 1-3189 (1062 amino acids)
Source: RefSeq, a predicted model, not a curated record
AUGGCUGACGAGGAAAGGGAAGCAAGAGCUGCUGCGCUGGCUUCUCAAGCGCUGGAGCUUGUAGCCUCUGGAAGAGAUGAGGAUGGCUCUCGAGCUCUGCAGGAAGCAGCCUCACUUGCCCCGAGCAAUCCUCAUGUCAAGGCCGCCUUCGAUAAGAUACGGUCAGAUGACUUACAACACCGCCUACAGAAGCUUUGCAGCGAAUUUAUUUUGGAGCAUGACGAAAGUGCGGGCAAGGAAGCUCUCUCUUAUCUCAACAGAUCGGCAGAAGUGCCUGGAGAUGUAGCCAAGGCAUGUUUGGAACUCGUUGUAAGGACUGAGAUUUUCAAAGAUGGGGAAGUACAAGAUGGAAUUGUAGCAGGCCUUCUGAGGGAAGCUCCAGCUGCAAAAAUCGCGCUGGCAAAGAAGCUACAUGACGACACGACUAUGGUUGCAUUCGAGAAGAUAUUCAGGUUGGGUGACGGAUCUUCCAAUGGCAUGACCGAUGUGGUGUUGGAUCCGGCAGCUUGGUCAACCGAGUCAGUACGGGAGGAAUGCGAAAAAGAUGUCUUCCAAUUGUACCUUGCAAAGCUGAUUCAGGUUGGAGAUGAAGAGAACUUCAGAGCCCUGAAAGGCAUUGCUAGGCUCCUGGCAGCAGACACGGAACGUCUCCGUACACUCAUCGACGAAGAAACAUUUGAUGUGGUUCUGUCUUCGUUGGACAACCGCAAUACGGUCGAAGUACGCAGUCAAGCAACCCUAGUGACUGCGAAAUACCUGGAAGCUUCCGGAGACAACGGCCGAAAGACUCUAACACAAUUCGUCAGUUCUCGACUUACACGACAGAGAAACGAAGAUCUAGUCCAGGCUUUCUCUGCUGCUGCAGGUGUAUUCCCUGUUGCAUCAUCACCGGCCUCGACGUUGUUCCUCACAGAGGGUUUCGUCCAGACGCUGGUACCCUUGUUGAAGAAAAAGGCGAAAUCAGAAAAGGUGGAACUUGCUGCUUUGGACAUGUUGAGUGCGGCUUGCAUUGAUAGUGCAUGCCGUGAAGCCAUCAAGAAGCACUGUACAACAUGGCUGCAGCAUAUCCUAGCUACGGGCAAAGAUGAGAGACCCGGUCUUGCAGCAGUGAUCCUGGCCAAGAUCCAAGGCCCGUCUAGCCAAGGAACCGAUUCAAAGGUUCAAAUGGCAGCCGAAGAGAAGAGUGUCGCGGAUGAUCUUGUACCUAGACUUAAGAGCAUGAUGGUUGAAGAUCCAUUAGAUUCCAACCAGAGCUCUAUUGAGGGUCUGGCGUACGCAUCUGUCCAGCCUAAAAUUAAAGAGGAGCUCGCAAGAGACGAUGAGUUCCUCAAAAAACUCCUGAGAAACUUGAGGCAUAGUCCGCCCGGAUCUCCAACAAGCUUCGGCGGCCUGGCGCUCAUCGACAAUCUUACUCGCUACCUACCAAACCUUUCGGAGGAGCAGAGACGGAUGGCUCAGCUCAAAGCAUAUGCUAAUGCAUCCAAGAACGCUCCUCAAGCAGAUCCUCUUGACGAAGAUGCUGCUGUCACAGAGCGUUGCAAAGCUAUCGUAAACGCUGGAGCUAUCUCGGUCCUUGUUGGCAUGCGCAAGAAUCUGUCUCCCAACUCAAUGAAUAUCGUUAUCAGGAUUCUACUGUCGCUUUCACGGACAUCAUCUCUCCGAGGCAUUAUUGCUCAACAAGGCGGAGUAAGGCUACUGCUACAGGGUUACACCCUCAUCAUUGGAUCCUCCGACUCGGACAUGGAAGUCCGCCGUACUGCAGCUCAUGCUUUAGCUCGCAUUUUGAUAUCGAUCGAUCCAUCUCUCGUUUUCCCUUCAUCAGGCUCCAUGCCAUUGACUUCUGUCAUCCGACCAAUCCUCUCACUUCUUCGUGAAGACUCUGGUCCAAUGACUCAAGGUCCCCGAGACCUCUUGCCAACUUUCGAAGCACUCAUAGCUCUCGCCAACCUAGCAACUGUUCCUUCAAGUGGCGCAGCCGAAAGUAUCAUACGCCAAGCUUACCCUACGAUUGAAGACCUUUUGCUUAGUAACAAUACCCUGGUCCAGCGUGCAGCGACUCAACUCGUAUGCAAUCUUGCCAACUGUCACCUGGGCGUUGAGUUGUUCGCGGAUGAGUCCCCAGCUGCCGCUAGACGUAUGCACAUAUUGCUUGCGAUGGCUGACGUCGAAGAUGUAGCUACUAGAUGUGCUGCAGCUGGGGCAUUGGCUGUAGUUACAGAGUUCGAGGGAGCCGUGAAAGCGAUCCUGGCGAGAAAUAGGGCCAUGGAGAUCAUACUUGCUCUGGCAGAUGAUGAAAGCGGUGAUAGAGGAAUCGUUCAUCGAGCUUGUGUUUGCGUGAUGAACGCUGUCUGCCAGGAAUCAGAUACAGGAAAGAAGGCCAAAAACAAGGUGAAGGAACUUGCUGGUGUCGAGACAUUGAACGACCUCAUGAUUGAUUACAAAGACGACGAUCCUAUUACGCAAUGUACUCAACAAUUUUGGACGGUUCACCCGAUAUUUGUUAUUGUUUGGGAAAACGCGGACGGAGCACUCUGGCACGUCCAUCACGGUCCAGGGGAACUACCGGACAUCGACUGGAGUCAGGAGCAAAGUGACUUCCAACUACAUUCUUCACCAACCCCUGAUCCGGCAGCACCAGCGCCGCAAGUACCAUACUACUCACCAACCCCAUCAACGCCGAGUUCCUCACAUCCGCCAGCAUCAACGCCGAGUCACUCACCAACCCCUGAUCCGCCAGCAUCAACGCCGAGUCACUCACCAACCCCUGAUCCGCCAGCAUCAACGCCGCAAGUCCCGGAUCACUCACCCCACAUGACCUUCGUUACUCCAAGGGGGUUUAGGAUCCUGACGGCAGACGUGAAGGACCGGGAUAUCUCUUGUCACCGAACCCCGCAGAUUGAUAAAUCGCCGGUUUUCAUAGUUCAAACGGCGGAGAAAAGUUUAGAUGCUGUGUCACAGCUUCGAACCAACUACGCCGAGAAACCGGACACCUUUCUAGAGAUCACCGCUACUGCCAGGAACAGGCGGGAUCGCACGCUGAACGGUAAAAAGUGCAUCGUGGUUAUCAACAUCUUUGUGAUGGAUCGGCUCACUGCAACGGAUCUCAAAGCCAGUGCAAAUACUCCCAUCAGCGCAGAGGGAAGGCCGCCAAGACAUGUCCCUGAGGAUAUACAACGUGCACUCUCGUGA